Amoebophrya sp. A120 is the source of this 4069-nucleotide messenger RNA. The record is from the annotation of a GenBank genome assembly. NCBI's taxonomy places the organism in Eukaryota, Dinophyceae, Syndiniales, Amoebophryaceae.
GUUUAAUGUUGCACUCGCACAUCGUGGCGGGCAAUAUUUCAACCCUGAGCACAAGCUCGUCGUAUCGAAAGUUUGUUUUUUCUGUGUGUAAAUGUAGUUGUCGGCCGGGGCUCUUUUUUUUCCUCAGAAGUCUUGAAAAAGUUCCUACCAUUCGAGGAGAAAAACUCCAAAAUUGUAGGAAAAAAAUAAUUCUUGAUGUGCCUUUGGUAAAGUACGAACUAGAACUAGGGGUCGAAAGUUUCUCGGUUUACUGACAGACAACAAGAAGGAGCAUGAAACUGCUGUAAGAACUGAAUCAGCAUACCGUCAUAACACGUACCGACCAACAACUACACCGGCAACAGUAAUUUUUCCAAACUUUUGCCCCGUCCUACUUCGGCUUGUUUUACGUGGUUCACCUCCAUCCAGCCUCAAAACAAAUUAUGGCGACACAAAAAAUUUCGCACACGGCUUGUUAAGAAACCGCACUUUUUCGCUAGUGCUCAUUUUUCAGCCUCGCAAUCAUGAUCGUAGCUGCUACUUGUUUUCUCACGAGAUGCAGUAAAAUUAAAGCUGUACCGGCUGCGGCUGCGAGAGCCUCGGCUGGUCGGUAAUAAGACGGCAGCGAAGAAGAUGAAGAGUUGAAUGUCACGCCUGAAGAUGUUGAUGAUGCCUCCUGCUCCACUAGUUGAUGACGACAGCAUUAGAGAUUUGCACCUACAGUACUUCUACAGCGAAAUUUUUUUGGCCGUCGCAGCUCUCCUGCGCACCAGUUUACGACAAGCAUCUAAGAAGUAAAUCGGCGAAAGCAGUCGGAAACAGCAGGUGAAGAUGCUGCGGCGCGGCCAUCCAACUACUAUCUCCAUUCCUUGAAAAAAUAAACCAAAAAUCGUGAAAAUAGCAGGAGGAUUUGACGCAGGUCAUUGACUGUCUCGAAUUUUGCUGCGGGCAACAUCUUCUAUUGCAAGGAAGUAGUGAAACUGCACAAGUCCAGUGGUACAACAAACUUUGAUGGUUCAUCUUGCUAAAAGUGCUAUUUUCACGGACGAUUUUUAAAAGAUAGAAAGGUUUUUUCUUUUUUCAACCCCUUCCUGUCCGAAAUGGGGGGCCCAUAAACGGCUGAUAAAGUGGACAAGAAAUUUGGUUUUAUCAAAAAUUGACUAUGGUUAAAGGUAAGGGGAUAUUGUGAACUAUAGGACAACCUCCGGUUGGACCGAACCCAAGAACUACGAGCUAGCGGCUUUAGUAUUUGUCACCAGCUAAAUGGCUUGAAUCGGAUCUAGCCCGACAUUUAGUGGUCAAAUAUUAUGGACCGAACGAAGCAGUGUGCGGCGUGUAAAUUCGAAGGGUAAACUUGUGAUGUCUGGUUGAUACAACAAUUCCGCGGUUGAGUAGCCAACGAUCGUGUCGGAAUACCUACGAUUUGCGAUUUCGAAUUUAAAAAAAGCAACUGCAAAGUAAAACUUGAAGAACACUCGCGGCUUAGGGGCAGUGGCGGUGAUCGGACCGGAACUUUUUGAGAAAUUAUUCUCUUUUUAUUCUGGUCUUUUCGCUUUGCCAGCACCUGUUACCUCCCGCUUGAGUACCCUCUUUCCUGAUCCUGAACUUCAACUUCUUCGAUGGGAGAAAUAGUAGAAAAACUGACGCUUGUAUAAUUAUCAGAUGACGAAUGGAAUGCGAACAGUUUUGUUAGUAGAACCUGAAGUCACAACGACAACUUGACACGAUAAUUUUACGCGGUAGGACAAGAAACUUCUUUGUGAAGAAAAACCAAUAAAAGGCGGUUGCGGUAAAUAAAGUAAAAGGGUGAAGUAAGGUGCUUAGGGACGUACUCAUUCCGAAUCAUUCCUGGUCUGCUUGGCGGGAAAGCCACCAUCUUGCUUCUCCGACAAGAAAAAUUCAUCGCGGAUUGCGCCUCAUCAGCUACGGAGCAUCGGCGUUUGCUUUUAUUAACUUUUUCCUUUUGAUGUUUUUCAUUUUUUUAGCCAUGACAGCCAUUUCAUUAAAAUGCGCCCGGAGUAAGAACUAUUGUCAUUGGUAUUUCGCGCCUUUUUGGUGUGUGAUUUAUUUUUUAGUAUUGAAUUAUUUGCAAAGAAGAAGAACCGAGUUCCAAAGAUUAAAGUAAAAAUUCUAUGCUUUGCUUUGCCGGGCAGAUCGUGGCGCGUCAAAAAUUCGAGUGGGGGUGUUUUUGCCUGCCACCGUGAAUGCAGGCUUCCAGCUACGAAGAACGAAACAUAUUGGCGGCCGAAGUGGUCCACAUCUACAACUUUCUCUCGGAGGCAGAAGUACCGCGCAUCUCCAUGGCGGUGCGUUUGUUUUUUUCUAUGAAUGUUAUCCUUUUUUCUAUUUUGCUCUACUACAACUUCAACUGCUUAGUAGAAGCACAAUCAUUGCAAAACUUUUUUUCAAAAUGAAUCUUCGCUGUUUUUCUUUUUUCAUCUCUCGAAAAUUCAAAAAUGAUGCACGAGAGCUCGCUUGCCAUGCGAACGGGCAGAGGUACUCAUUGCACGACAACUAGUAGAAGCAAUACGCGUCCGCCCGUGACAAUGCCGCGACCGCACCAGUGCUCAUGUAAAUUCCAAAGCCGGGGGCUUUUUGAAGAUAGGACUAAACUAAAGAUUAAUCGAGGCAGCCUCGCCGGGCAUAAAAGUAGACGACGCACCAGUCAAGCAGGACUACGACUAUGGUACCCUUAUUGAGUAGAUCUAGAUCUUGAAUUUAUAUGCAUGUUGACAAUCAGCAUCAUUAUACAAAUCAAAUCUCCUGUGUACGUAAUCACGAGCCCGAAAGUUUCUGAUUUUGAUUUAUUCGCAGAUUUCUGAUUCGAAAACACUUCCUUUCCUUGUUUUCCUGUCCCUAUUUUCUUGUCUAUCUUUUCUCUGGGUUCUUUGAUUUUGGGUCCACCUCGCGAGGGAUUUUAGGACUAGUUUUAGGUGGAAUUAGGUGGUAGCGCUUCUUCGGAGAAAAAACGGUCGCAGGACGACGAGUUGUACGCCUUGUUGUCGGAAGUUGGGAACACCCUGCCCUCCUGCCAAAUGACGCCGAAGCGUGGCGAACAUCGAAGGAAACUUUCGGCAUGGAAGCGGAUUUCUGAAGGUAAGGAUACGGGUAUUUUUUUAUCGUAAAUAGCCCUUGGGCUUAUUGUUACUUAAUUGUUCUUUGCCUCAUUUAUUUUUCGAUGCAACCAUGUUGGUGCUGCAAUUCUAUGCCGAAGUGUUACUCAAAGCCUCCUCGAAAAUCUUUCGCUUCUUCAUCUCCAGCACACCAAUUUAGUUCGUGGUCUUCCAUCGAACUAAAAAACGCUAUAAUCUUUUGACGAACCGCCCCAAAACAGCCCGUGACCGUGACCGAUCGCGCGUGGGACAGUACACCGUUGCGGCAAGAACCUCGCGCAGUGUGAGGACUCCUUUCGCGUCGCUGGAUGAUCGACCCCGAGCUGGCGGAGAGCGCGUUCGAGACAAGAUACAGCGACGGAAAUGGUGAACGCUGGUGGUUCAUUUCAGCAGUCCUUCCAGCGGGGUUGCCCAAGCUGGCGGACUACAAGAACCCGGAUUUUCAAGCAGUAGACGGAGCGCGACGCGAUAGACGACGACGAGGAACCGGAGCACGACCAGGACCAGCGGGGCAGCGUCGCGCAGACGAUCGCGAUCGAACACGUCGCAGGUUCGCAGAAGACCCAAGCGGCGACCGGACGAGGAACUACAUUUGGAAACAUCGUGAGACUUGACCUGAUGGAGCGACAACUUGUGCUGACCAAAACAAGUAAACACUUAUUUUCGUUUCAAAUUCAAUUUCUCUCGAAAGGAUUUUUGCUUCUGCAUUCAGCUUCACACGCUUUUUCCAACUCGAAGCAAAUAAAUCAUUGCAAAAAAUGUAGGCAUGAAUAAAAAAAAAGUAUGAAAAUUAAGAAGAGAGGCACAACACCAGCUGCCUUGAGCUGGUUACGCACGACCUGUACGUAAGGCGUAAAAGCUCCUUUGAGUAUGUUCGCAGCUACUAUGUUGAAGCUCUACUGCCCCAUCCUGUAUUUCCAUUGAUUCCGUACCAUGACAAAGAAAGGAAAGGGCGAAAUCAAAUUUAUGUUGAUAAU